Myxocyprinus asiaticus (Chinese sucker) is the source of this 2696-nucleotide messenger RNA. RefSeq lists its product as uncharacterized. The transcript is spliced from 4 exons. The record is from RefSeq and is a predicted model, not a curated record. The coding region runs from base 269 to 1195 and encodes 308 amino acids. Lineage: Eukaryota; Metazoa; Chordata; Actinopteri; Cypriniformes; Catostomidae. Gene Ontology annotation, molecular function: sequence-specific DNA binding.
AGCGAAUUUUACACAGGCAUAUCUGUAGUCAGCGCUCACACAGUACGUCAUACAUUCGCCCGUAGAAGUUACAGACGCCAUUUUGGCUCAAACAAACUGUAUUUCACUAACUAGAAAAAACAUAUUCGUCUGAAUUAAUUGCAUUUUACACUCAACGCAUAAAAGAGACAGCCCGUAAAGUGAGUGUUUACAUGUACUCAAGAUAUUAUUAUCUAUUUUUCUGAAGUGGAAAGUUAAUUUCUUUUUUAUAAUACACCUGCUAAGCCUUAUGCUAGCAGACAGCGACGUGUCAUCGUUGUUUUGUCCCGAUGAUAAAUUACACCUUUGGCGAGUGUUUUUAAAAAUGGGUGGAUGCUCUGCUCCCAACUGCUCGAACUCUACAACUAUUGGAAAGCAGCUCUUUCGCUUUCCGAAAGACCCCGUGCGCAUGAGAAAGUGGCUUGUAAACUGUCGGCGUGAUUUCGAACCAACCCCCUGCUCCAGACUGUGCCAGGAUCAUUUUGAGGAGAGCCAGUUUGAGGAGAUUGCAAGAUCACCAGCAGGGGGAAGGAAACUCAAACCCAAUGCUAUACCCACACUUUUCAAUGUGCCUGACCCCCCCUCUCAUGUCACCCCACAAAUAGUAUUUCCCCUCAAAAAUGAGCCAGUGGAGAAGGACUUGAAUAUGGGGGACCAUGGUUAUGCCCGGCGACAGCCCCCUUUGGACUCAGAAGAGGAUGGAGUUCAGAGGGCAGAGGAGGAGCGACCCUGCUCUCUAUGCCAGCAUUACAAAACCAAGCUGGAACAGCAACAGCAGCACACAAUCAGACUACAGAGAGAGGCAGAGGAGAUGAAGAAACGUCUUUACAAACUGAGCAAAAUAGAAAAGGGGCUGCAGGUGUUCCUGUAUGAGGAUCAGAUACGUGCACUAACAUUAGCCAAGCGCUCUCGUAGAGCAGUGUGGUCCCAUGACACUUUACUGACAGCCCGAAAAAUCCGCUGCACAGUGGGAGUUAAAGGAUAUGAAUACCUCAGGGAACUUGGCUACCCCUUGCCUUCUUACAGGACACUGUGCAAUCGCCUGGAGCCCAAAAUGAUGGUGACCACAAGCAUGCAGGAUGAACUAGCAGAGCUUGGCCUAGGCAUCAUAACUGCUUGCGACAGUCCAGAGGGCAAUGCAACGAGCGAUGAAGGACUCAUUGGAGUUAUGACAUGAGACACUGUCAAUGUAAGACUGCACUAAUGCUUAAGUUGUCUCUUAAACAAGCCAAAGGACUCACAGAGGACAUCUUUGUUUACUGGGUUAAGUUAUUUUGGGUUGUCAAUGCAUUUUAAAACCGUUUGCAUUAAUACCACAACAGUCUGGUGUUGUUUCACUCUUUUCUGUGUUUUUCUUUUUUCCAUGAAGAAAUUAAUAUUUUGGCUUUGCUACAUUUGUCUAAGUACUCCCUUGAUUCAUAUAUUGAAAAAAUUUAGAUAAAUUGUUUGUGGUUUCGUUUUAGCGGUUAGCGGUCAAAUAUGCCCUGUACACCAACAGUUAUCAUUCCAGUUGUUGGAGGACUGACUUAAAUGUAUUGUUAAAGGGAUAGUUCACCCAAAAAUGAAAAUUCUGUCAUCAUUUAGUCACCCUCAUGUUGUUCCAAACCCAUAUGACUUCCUAUCUUCCAUGGAACUCAAAAGAUGUUAGGCAGAAUGUUAAGGACUGACAGCCUCAGUCACCACUCACUUUCACAGCAAGUUUUUUCCAUACAAUGAAAGUGCCUAUUAUCUCCAUUUGUGUUCCACGGAAGAAAGUCAAACAGGUUUGAAACAACAUGAUGGUGAGUAAAUGUAGAAAAAUAGUAACAGAAUUUGCGUUUUUGGUUGAACUAUUCCUUUAAAAAAGCGCAGGCUUGUUUCUAUGAGGGAGUUUGCAACUGAAACGGGGUAUAUGUUAGAUUUGUCAUAACGAUCAUUGUGAAGUCACUAUUUUAAAGUGAAAUCUGAUUAUUUCUUUUCCCAUGUCACAUGUAGUAAAAUUGUUUAGCAGUCAAAUGUAUUCUGUCUCAUAUUAUAGACCCAACACACAAAUGACACAUACGGCUGCCAAACCGAGGGUACUGUUCUGAAUAAUAAACUUCUGUUAGGAAACCAUAAUUUCUGGUUACAUUUUUCCUUUGUAUUCAUGUAAAGAUUUUUCUUUCAUCAGGUGAUUAUUACCAUAGAAACUGCUCUUUGACAUAUUCCUUGACAUUGGUAGAACAACAGUUUUUUAAAAAACUUUAAAGUGGUGCUUCCUCUACAGACAAUUUUUAUCAUCACCUUUAGUGUUCAACUAAAAUGUCAUUCACAGAACACAUUAAAGGAAUAUUCCGAGUUCAAUACAAGUUAAGCUCAAUCGACAGCAUUUGUGGCAUAAUAUUGAUUACAACAAAAUUUUAUUUUGACUUGUCCCUUCUUUAAAAAAAGCAAAAAUCUGCAUUACAGUCAGUCACUUACAAUGGAAGUGAAUGAGGGCCAAUCCGUAAACGUUAAAAUACUCACUGUUUAAAAAGUAUAGCCACAAGACAUAAACAAUAUGCGUGUUGACAUGAUUUUAGUGUGAAAAAAAUUGCUUACUAACCCUUUUCAGUGUAAAGCUAUAGCCAAUUUUACAACUUUGUUGCCAUGAUGAUGUAAUGUAAAUAAAAGUACCCAUUUCUUUCCAUAAGAGCAAAAUCUGUACAUUAUUCCAAACU